CUUUGAACCAAUGGCAGAGCAGGUCAGAGUCCCGUGCAGCUGAUCAUCUGAGGUUUCUGCGAUGCAGUACUGUAGUACUCGGGGUGGAGUCCAUGGAUGGGAUUUCCGGGAUGUGCUGUUUUCAGGUUACGCUCCUGAUGGGGGCAUGUUCAUGCCGGAGAGUGUGCCUGAGCUCAGCCCAGAGACCCUGAGGGGCUGGAGGGGGCUACCCUACACCAAUCUGGUGGUGGAAGUUGCCUCACUGUUCAUCCCCACUCAGCUGAUCCCCAGAGAGGACCUGGAGGUCCUAGUGGAUGAGGCCCUGUCUGGUUUCUCAGUGCCAGAGGUGGUAAGAAUCGCCAGGCUGAAGGAGGGUCUGUCAGUCCUGGAGCUCUUCCAUGGAGACACACUGGCCUUUAAGGACCUGGCUAUGACCUGCACUGUGCGCUUCCUCAACUACUUCCUGCGAAAAGAGGACCACAGAGCUACUGUUGUUGUAGGUACAUCAGGAGACACAGGUGGCUCGGCCAUUCAGAGUGCCAAAGGUCUCAGUGGGUUGGAUGUGGUGGUGGUUUACCCCCGUGGACGCAUUACUCCAGUCCAAGAGAAACACAUGAUCACCUGCCUGGAGGAUAACAUCCAUGUGUUUGCAGCGGACGGCAGCUCAGAUGACAUAGACCAGCCUCUGCGCCGCCUGUUUGCAGACCAGGAACUCGUCAGGUCUCACGGCCUCAUGAGUCUCAACUCUGUCAACUGGUCUAGAGUCAUGAUCCAGCUUGCCCACUUUAUCUAUGUUUACCUGGAGCUCAGUGGUAUGGAGCAGGCCAAGGCUGACGGAGACCUGCCUGAGCUGGAGGUGGUGGUUCCCACUGGAGGGGCAGGUAACAUUGCAGCUGGCUUCAUUGUAAAGCAGAUGGGCUUGCCCCUGAAGCUGGUUGCCAUGGUGAACUCUAAUGACAUAGUGCACAGGGCGGUAACCACUGGUGACUUUUCCAUGGCAGCUGAUGUCACACAAACUCUGGCCCCUGCUAUAGACAUCCAGGUAGCACAGUCACACAGCAAGUAG
Messenger RNA from Chelmon rostratus (copperband butterflyfish), 1045 nucleotides. Its product is annotated as threonine synthase-like 2. The record is from RefSeq and is a predicted model, not a curated record. Gene Ontology annotation, molecular function: pyridoxal phosphate binding. Gene Ontology annotation, biological process: 2-oxobutyrate biosynthetic process; dephosphorylation. The transcript has 6 exons. The coding region runs from base 62 to 1045 and encodes 327 amino acids. NCBI's taxonomy places the organism in Eukaryota, Metazoa, Chordata, Actinopteri, Chaetodontiformes, Chaetodontidae.